AGAUAAAACAUUUUCUUGGUCCAAGUUUGCAGGUCUAUGUGAUUCUAUUGUAGGGCUUCAAUUGCCCUGUUCAAAAGCUUGGGAAGAAGUUGACCAUGUUUGUAUGCCAAUUUACAUUAAGACGCAGAUGCAUUGGAUUCUAGCUAGAUUUUGUAUUAACGAUUGGUGCAUAUAUGUUUAUAAUUUCAUGGUCAAUCCAAGGGACAUAGCUCAUGCUACAAAUGCUGUUAAGCCAUAUACUGUGAUUCUGCCUUUGUGUUUUAGACACAUGGACGACUUUUCUAAACGUGCAGUGGAUGUUAAUAAGAACUUAGAUGUGAAAUUCAUGACUAACUUGCCUGUUCAAGAAUCAGCUGACUGUGGGGCUUAUGUUGCUGCUUUUGCUGAAUACUUCAUUGAUGGCAUAGAGAUUCCUCCCUUUUUGGAUAUUGAGCUAUACAGAUUGAGGCUUGCCUAUUUUCUUUAUCAGUAUGGAGUGUCUAAGCUUAAUGGUGAAGUGCAGAGUGAUGGUGAUGAAGGAAAACGUAAGCGCAAGCGCAAGAAGCUGAAGAAUUAGAUAGAUGUAGUUAUGAGUAAUCUUUGUAUUGUAAACAUACUUUUG
Molecule: messenger RNA, 601 nt
Organism: Cuscuta epithymum
Lineage: Eukaryota; Viridiplantae; Streptophyta; Magnoliopsida; Solanales; Convolvulaceae
Source: the annotation of a GenBank genome assembly